Molecule: messenger RNA, 474 nt
Organism: Drosophila innubila
Lineage: Eukaryota; Metazoa; Arthropoda; Insecta; Diptera; Drosophilidae
Exons: 3
Coding region: 41-454 (137 amino acids)
Source: RefSeq, a predicted model, not a curated record
UUCGAUCAACCUAUUUAUAAUUUGUAUUUUUGUUUCAAUUAUGAUUAUUUUGAGGAAGUUCUGUUGUUGCGUACCCCUACGACAGGGUUGCCUUAUCUUGGGUUACUAUUACAUUAUCUUGGGCUUCCUCAAUGUGUACUUUAUGAUGAUCUACUUGGAUUUUUGCGCACGCCUUAAAAAACUCUGGUUCCUACACGAUGAAGUCAGCAUUAUUGCUGGCGUUUUACUCCUGGCUUCCUCUCAUAACCCGGAAAAUUUAACAUUUUUACUUCCCAUACAUAUGUUCGUAAAACUGGCGGCUUUAAUUAUUGAACUAAUAUUUUAUCUGCUAUUGGCCAGUUCCAAUGAUUUGAAUACUAUAACGGCUAUAUAUUCCUUUAUUUCCAUUUUUGCUACUGUAUAUUGUCUGCUCGUGGUUUUCUCAUUUUUUCAGAUUUUGGAUCAGCAGUCGUAAUGUCAUUAGAGGCAGACCUA